Molecule: messenger RNA, 1605 nt
Organism: Neomonachus schauinslandi (Hawaiian monk seal)
Lineage: Eukaryota; Metazoa; Chordata; Mammalia; Carnivora; Phocidae
Gene: OSGEPL1
Product: O-sialoglycoprotein endopeptidase like 1
Exons: 9
Coding region: 100-1344 (414 amino acids)
Biological process (GO): tRNA threonylcarbamoyladenosine modification
Cellular component (GO): mitochondrion
Source: RefSeq, a predicted model, not a curated record
UUGCUCUUUUAAAAACGCAGUCGACCGUCUUUGCUAGGGGAACGAAACCAGUACUAGCCACUGUCGUUCACGAGGAAGGAGUUAUCUGUAGAGUUAAGUAUGCUAAUACUGAAUAAGACAACAGGAGUUUUUUCUAAACCAUCAAGAAGGAAACCUUAUGAAUUUUUAAGAAGUUUUAAUUUUCAUCCUGGAAAACUGUUUCUUCAUAAACUAGUAUUAGGAAUCGAAACCAGUUGUGAUGAUACAGCAGCUGCCGUGGUGGAUGAAACUGGAAAUGUUUUGGGAGAAGCAAUACACUCCCAAACUGAAGUUCAUUUAAAAACAGGUGGGAUUGUUCCUCCAGUAGCUCAGCAACUUCACAGAGAAAAUAUUCAACGAAUAGUGCAAGAAGCGCUCUCUGCCAGUAAAGUCUCUCCAAGUGAACUCUCAGCAAUUGCAACUACUGUAAAACCAGGACUUGCUUUAAGCUUGGGAGUAGGCUUAUCAUUUAGCUUACAACUAGUAGACCAGUUAAAAAAACCUUUCAUUCCCAUUCAUCAUAUGGAGGCUCAUGCACUUACUAUUAGGUUGUUAAAUAAAGUAGAAUUUCCCUUUUUAGUUCUUUUGAUUUCUGGAGGUCAUUGUCUGUUGGCAUUAGUUAGAGGAGUUUCAGAUUUUCUGCUUCUGGGAAAGUCUUUGGACAUAGCACCAGGUGACAUGCUUGACAAGGUGGCAAGAAGACUGUCUUUGAUAAAACAUCCAGAGUGCUUCACCAUGAGUGGUGGGAAGGCUAUAGAACAUUUGGCCAAACAAGGAAAUAAACUGCAUUUUGCUAUCAAACCUCCCAUGCAACGAGCUAAAAAUUGUGAUUUUUCUUUCUCUGGACUUCAGCAUGUUAUUGAUAAGAUAAUAAUGCAAAAGGAAAAAGAGGAAGGGCUGCAGAGGGGGCAAGUCCUGUCUUCAGCCGCACACGUUGCUGCUGCGGUACAGCACACCACGGCGUGCCACGUGGCAGAGAGAACUCACCGUGCCAUUCUGUUCUGCCAGCAGAGACGCUUGUUAUCUCCAAGUAAUGCAGUACUGGUUGUAUCUGGGGGCGUUGCAAGUAACUUAUACAUCCGAAAAGCUCUGGAAAUUGUAACAAAUGCAACACAGUGCACUUUGCUGUGUCCUCCUCCCAGACUGUGCACUGACAAUGGCAUUAUGAUUGCAUGGAACGGUAUUGAAAGACUACGUGCUGGCGUGGGCGUUUUACACAACACAGAAGGCAUCCGCUAUGAACCCAAAUGUCCUCUUGGAGUAGAUAUAUCAGAAGAAGUUGGAGAAGCUGCCAUAAGAGUACCACAGUUAAAGAUGGAGAUUUGAUUUUUGCUUUUCAAAAAAAUCCCUAAAGGUAUCAUCUUCCCUGGAGCAAUUGGGAUGUCUAUACAUUUCUUAAAAUCCAUCUGAGAUUUUAAGAAGUAGGACAGGCAAGUAAUCCUUCAAGUGUGUAUUGUACUUUUUAGUUGACCAUGUAUGUUUACAUGCAUUAUUUUAGAAACUGUAUUUAAUCAAUGAAAAUAUAUGAGAUGUGAAGGUUUUUGGUUUGUGUUUGGAUAAUUUCCUUUGAAUCUGAAGCUUUAUCAC